Molecule: messenger RNA, 433 nt
Organism: Haliaeetus leucocephalus (bald eagle)
Lineage: Eukaryota; Metazoa; Chordata; Aves; Accipitriformes; Accipitridae
Gene: SYCE3
Product: synaptonemal complex central element protein 3
Exons: 2
Coding region: 1-279 (92 amino acids)
Biological process (GO): reciprocal meiotic recombination; spermatogenesis; synaptonemal complex assembly
Cellular component (GO): central element
Source: RefSeq, a predicted model, not a curated record
AUGGCCGAAUCAGAACCUCAGGAAGGAAACUAUGAUAACAUGGUAAAGAUGGUGGAGGACCCGAAUAGGGACUUAGAAAAACUUCUGGAGGAAAUGGAAAAACUAACAGUGCAGGCAGCCUGGAUGGCAUAUGACAUGGUAGUUAUACGUACCAACCCAGACCUGGCCAACUCCAUGAGGCGUUUGGAAGAUGCCUUCCUGAGUUGCAAAGAAGAGAUGGAGAAGAAAUGGCAAGAGGUGCUAAUGGAAUCUAAAGGUGAAGAGCAAAAAAAGGAAUAAAUUGAAUUCAGUCGUGCUGGCAGAACUCCAUCCCUUGGAAAAUCACUCCAGUCUUUUUGUUUUCCAGCCAUGGAGGUUUCACAGACACCGUGGAAAAUGGAUUGGCUUUCAUCUUGCUAAGAACUACUUACGUAUAUACAUCUGUGGAAGUAUU